Messenger RNA from Cheilinus undulatus (humphead wrasse), 2954 nucleotides. RefSeq names its product SLAIN motif-containing protein 1-like. The transcript is spliced from 10 exons. NCBI's taxonomy places the organism in Eukaryota, Metazoa, Chordata, Actinopteri, Labriformes, Labridae. The coding region runs from base 167 to 2065 and encodes 632 amino acids. Gene Ontology annotation, biological process: positive regulation of microtubule polymerization; cytoplasmic microtubule organization; microtubule nucleation. The record is from RefSeq and is a predicted model, not a curated record. Gene Ontology annotation, cellular component: microtubule plus-end.
UCUCCUAGUCUCAGUCAUUAGUCCAGACAGGCGGAUCAGACACAGUACUACACAUUCAGCAGUGUGAGGUGAGCCGGGAGCUACCUGCCCUCCAUUUCUCUUCCACGUUGGAGCUUUCGGAGGUGUUAGCGGCUAAUUUAGCGUGCUUUCACUGUGUUUUCUUCCCAUGGAGGCUGCGGUGCUGAACCCCGCCAUAAUGCCGGAGGUGGACUGUAACAGCAACACUUUGAACGCGGAGCUGGAGGUGAAGAAGCUGCAGGAGCUGGUGAGGAAGCUGGAGCGGCAGAACGAGCAGCUGCGGACCCGGGCAGGAGGCUGCACCUCCGGGCCUCAUGUGGUCUCCCCGUCCCCGGCGUUCAAGAGCUACAGCCGGCCCACGCUGCUCUGUCAGCCGGCGUUGGGGUCUUUCGCGUCUGCGGAGGAGCCUUUCCACUAUUUCCACCCUCACACAGGCGGAGACGGAGCGGCUGCAGAGGACGAGGAUGAGGAGGAGGAGGAGGGAGAAUCCGAGCCGUCGGUUCUGGACGACCUGGAAGUUUUGGACCUGGACUCUCUGACCUGCUCGGACCAAUCUGAUGAAACAUGGUUGUACACGUCAUCAAAAGCUAAGGAGUCUUCAGACGACUCCAUCUCUCCUCUGCAGUGGUGCCGGAAAGCUCUGGACUGUCCCAAAUCAGAGGUGGAGGCUGCCAGGAGAUCAUUGUCCCUUCGACUGGAACAAGUCUCCAGGUGGCGUAGCUCCCUCUCCGGCCCCUCCCCCUCCUCCUCGUCCCCCGGCCCUCCUGUGACCCAGGUAGCCGGCGUCUCACCCAUCAACACUCCCCCUCCUGUCAAACCCUGUUCAACCCCACAGUUGAUGGACAGACACGCUUUGCCCCUCUCCUCCCCACUCCACCCAGUCCUCCAUCGCACCCUGAGCCCUGUAGGGAAGGAUCUCUCCCCCGUAGCUGAGCGGACUCCCACCUUCCUCCCCCACAGCCGCAGUCGCAGCCUCCGACGCUUGGCAUUCAGCCCUCAGUCAUCCAUGGACAGCGACCUCGGCGUCUCAGAGGUGGAGGAUGACUCCAUCGCUCUGGGUUACAAACUGCAGGACCUCACUGACGUCCAGGUCAUGGCCCGACUGCAGGAGGAGAGUCUAAGACAGGACCUCGCCAGCACGUCGAGCGUCCUCGCCAGCCGCCGCAGCCAGAGCUUCACCUUCCAGCUCAGCCAGCUCAGCGCCGGGCCCGACCUGGAGGAGGAAGACGAGGAGGACGACGAAGACUACGGCCUCCUUCCGCCGCCGCAGCCGCGCCUCACCCGCCUGCCGCACUCCCACACUUUCUCCAGCAUCCGAGACUGGCGAAGAAGCACAAGUUCCCUGUGCACCCCUCCUUCCACCCCCUCCACCCCCCCCUACCCUUCCGCUGGGUUCGCCCUUCCAGCUCAGCCCCAAACGCAGGGGUCGCAGGGACUCGGACUGGGACUGGGCAGCCUGUGUAUGGCCGAGUCACAGGGCUUCAGACCAGGAUCAGCCGAAUAUGAGAAUAAGCUGCGGAGGAGCAUGCCUAACCUUGUCAGAACUCCUAGCAUGCCGAGUGUGCCCAUUCCAACCAAUCCUAGUGCUUCCCCUUCUUUGCUUCGUAACAGCCAGAGUUUUGAUUCGUCCAGUGGGCUGGCUCGACUGCAGUCCUCCAUCCCCUCCCCAGGCCAACUCCAGAACAGGGUCCAGAGCGUCGGUAACUUCACCUCGUUGUCACGGCAGCCGCUGAAAGCCACCGCCUACGUCAGCCCCACUAUUAAAGGCUCCACAACCAUGCCAACCUCCACCAGCCUCCAGUCUCUGAACACGAGCGUAGGGGCCAACAGCGGGAUCCCAAUGCUAAAUAAACAAUCAAUCCCCAAUUCGACACCGACCACGCCCCGCAGCAGCCUGCCUCGCCCCGCAUCCUUCAUUGGUACUCCGAUCUCCACUCCACGCAGCAAGAUGGCCCAACCAGCACGAAGCAGUUUACUGACCCCUCCAAAGAGCCUGUCAACCCUCAGUGCCCUCCGUGACGGCGCCUGGAGAGACGGCUGCUACUGACGAGACAGUGCAGGAGGUGCGGUGUCACCCCGCUGGCUGGGGUAGCUCACUUCACCUGGAAGUGGAAAUUUUUCCUGGAGAACCAAAAAGUUGACCUUAAAUCUGCAUAGAAGCAUCCUAAAGGGGAGGGGCCGCUCUGAUCUCCGUCUAUGCAGACUUUCUUCGGGGAAGGCGGGUUGUUUUUAAUCGGUCCGUGCCAAGGGGGAAUAGUUCCCCGCCGCUCUUGUGCAAUAAGCCGCUAACUUUACGGCUACAGUAACCUGCUAAAGAGGGCUGCCAGUUUUUAUGAGCCUCAACACUGUCAUUAUUUAUUUAUUUAUAUUUGUAUUUAUUUAGAAUAAAGGUUUUGACUAAUCAGGUGUUUUUCCCUCCGCGAACGAUGCUGCUAAAACGUAAUCAGUCCCUGCGAGUUUGGGCACAUUUGGUUGAAUUUUUACAACAUUAAUGUGUGAUCUAAGCUAACUAUUAAUGUGCUUCUAUCUAUUUAUUAAUGCAAUAUUACAGACUUUUAAAUGUGACCAAAAGGAACAUGUCUGAAUGUGUUUACAGAAUCGUCUCACCAUGGCAUCAAAAAAUUUGUGCGUACUAACACUUUAAAACGACCUGUUCUUGUUGCACUUUGUAUAAAAUUUACUGAUACUUUUUGUUUGGUUUAUAAAUGUUUGCACUUCUUUUACUUUUCUGGAUUUAGGGAAUUAAACUGUUAAUUAUGUCAAUGUUUUGGGCAGAUUUCACCAAGAUACACGGCGUUAAUGUAGCACUUUGUUUGUUGUAUGUGAAUUUGUUUUUAAAUGAGCGUUAUGAUUGCACAUUUCACAAAAUGUUGACAAUUUUGUUACUGUGACAGAGUGAAUGAGUGAAAAUUUUAAUAAAACACACUGAAAUUAAA